Sardina pilchardus (European sardine) is the source of this 2170-nucleotide messenger RNA. RefSeq names its product 4-trimethylaminobutyraldehyde dehydrogenase A. The transcript has 12 exons. Gene Ontology annotation, molecular function: aminobutyraldehyde dehydrogenase (NAD+) activity; 4-trimethylammoniobutyraldehyde dehydrogenase (NAD+) activity. The coding region runs from base 177 to 1703 and encodes 508 amino acids. The record is from RefSeq and is a predicted model, not a curated record. Lineage: Eukaryota; Metazoa; Chordata; Actinopteri; Clupeiformes; Clupeidae.
UACUGUCUAUGCACCCUCCCGUCACAGAGUGUGGGUGGGGAUCCUCCCCAACAACUAACCUCGUAACAAGUGAGCAUUUCACACUGCAACGGAGUGCACGGUCCUGCUUUUUUGAUCUUCGGCAAGGAGUACCAACUGCAUGCUGAACGAGGAAAGGUGUCUUCGUCUAACAGAAAAUGGCCCAGAAAUCUCUUCUUCAGCUCCCCGAGUUCUGCAACGUCUCUACGGGCACCCUAGUGGUGAAGGAGCCGCUGAAUUUCUGGAAUGGUAGCAGGGUAAAACCAAAGGAAGUGAAGAAUGUUGAACCUGUUUACGAACCUGCAACCGGCCGUGUGCUCUGUGACCUGGUGCCUUGUGGAGAGGAGGAGGUUGACCAGGCCAUCAAGAGCGCCCACUCCGCCUUCCUAAAAUGGAGCAAGCUGGCUGGCAUGGAGAGAGCCCGCAUCAUGCUGGAAGCAGCUCGCAUCAUUAGGGAGCGCAGAGAUGAGAUAGCCAGAGUGGAAGUGGUCAACAAUGGAAAAUCCAUCACAGAAGCCCAAGUGGAUAUAGACAUUGCAUGGCAAUGCAUAGAAUACUACGCUGGCAUUGCCCCAACUUUGUCAGGCCAGCACAUCCAGCUCCCAGGUGGCUCCUUUGCCUAUACCCGCCGUGAGCCUCUGGGUGUCUGUGCGGGUAUUGGUGCCUGGAACUACCCCUUCCAGAUCGCAGCCUGGAAGUCUGCCCCUGCAUUGGCUUGUGGUAAUGCCAUGGUGUUCAAACCCUCCCCAAUGACUCCAGUCACAGCAGUCAUACUGGCAGAGAUCUAUAAGGAAGCUGGAGUACCAGAGGGGCUCUUUAACGUGGUCCAAGGUGGGGCAGAGACAGGGACCCUGUUAUGCCACCAUCCAACAGUGGCUAAGGUGUCUUUUACAGGCAGCGUCCCGACCGGAAAGAAGAUCAUGGAGAUGUCCUCUAAAGGGGUAAAGCAGGUGACCUUAGAACUGGGAGGGAAGUCUCCUCUGAUCAUCUUUAAAGACUGUGAGCUGGAGAAUGCUGUGAAAGGUGCACUGAUGGCUAACUUCCUGACUCAGGGCCAGGUGUGCUGUAACGGUACCCGAGUGUACGUCCAGAAAGACAUCAUGCCGCAGUUCCUGGAGGAGGUGGUGAAGAGGACCAAGGCCAUCCCUCUGGGAGACCCUCAGCUGGAGGGUACCCGCAUGGGCGCCCUGAUCAGCAGGCCACAGUUCGACAAGGUGCUGGCCUACAUCGACGGGGCUAAGAAACAGGGAGCCAAGGUGCUUUGUGGAGGAGAGCCGUUUAUGCCAAGUGAUCCAAAACUGAAGGGGGGCUACUUCAUGUCUCCAUGUGUGCUGGACAACUGCAGAGACGACAUGACCUGUGUGAAGGAGGAGAUCUUUGGGCCCGUCAUGUCCGUGUUGCCCUUCGACACGGAGGACGAGGUUCUGCAGAGAGCCAACAAUUCCACCUAUGGGUUAGCCUCUGGCGUCUUCACUAGGGAUGUCGCCCGUGCUCACCGUGUGGCCGAAAACCUGCAGGCGGGAACCUGCUUCAUCAACAACUACAAUGUCAGCCCAGUGGAGGUCCCCUUCGGUGGCUACAAGAUGUCAGGCUUUGGCAGGGAGAACGGUCAGGUGACCAUUGAGUACUACACCCAGCUGAAGACAGUAGUUGUUGAGAUGGGAGAUGUUGAUAGCCUGUUCUAACCAUCUGCGCCGACUGUGACUCAAGUCUACUACCCUUCCAUUGGCACUGUGACUACAUUCAUACAAUAGACAAAGUCCCUCCAUUUCCUGUUUUAGGUCCCUAGCAUUUUUACAGCUGCCCUUCAGAUGCGUUAAUGGCCUUGAUGUAGUGUACAUUCAGAAUGUUUUAGGAGUUAGGUUGAAUAAAGUGCCUAAUAAUGACUACAAUUGAGAAUUCAAACCUACAAAAAGAACUGUUUAUGUACACUAAUAAACCAGUACAACAAAUUGUUUAUGUUUUUAUUGUGAAGAAAACCACUUUAGUUUGUCAUCUCUGUUAUCAACAGGGCACACAUUCUUUAUAAUUCCAUUUCCUAUUAACUAGUGUACCUUUUUGUAGGGUGUGAAACAAUGCAGAUAUUGACUAUUUUUCACACUUUGUACCGUGCAAUUUGCCACAUCUGAAUAAAAAGAAUUUGUUUCACAAA